Molecule: messenger RNA, 956 nt
Organism: Gasterosteus aculeatus aculeatus (three-spined stickleback)
Lineage: Eukaryota; Metazoa; Chordata; Actinopteri; Perciformes; Gasterosteidae
Source: RefSeq, a predicted model, not a curated record
AGCAGAGUCAUGUUGGGAGAAUAGAAACCGAAAGUUGUAGAGGCAUGAAAAGGGAAAACGAAUCUUAACUAAAGGGGAGGGUGUCGAUCAGCUGAGGCAGACAAUAUAAACAGAGGAGACAGCUGCUCGAGCACAUUGGUUGUUUCUCCCUCAACUCGGACUGCAGCUCUCCACAGGAAUCUGAUAAAGUUUUUACAAGAUCUCUCCCACGAUGGAUUUAACCAUCGUUAUGCUGAACGGGACAUCCCACAACAUGCGUGUGGACCACCAGGACACGGUGGGCUCUCUGAAAAGACAGAUCCAGCAGAAACUGGGAGUCGCCUACGAGACCCAGAAGCUGGUCUUCACAAACGGCACCAGCACCCACCUCAACGACGACUCGAAGCCCAUCAGCCACUACGGCUUGGGCCCCGGGGCCCGGGUGUCCCUGCUGGUGACGCAGCCUGAGACCAUCCAGGUGUUCCUCAAAAACGAAAAGGGGAAGUUGAGCACCUAUGACAUCGGACCCAGCGAGACCGUGGGCUACUUCAAGAGCCGGGUGAAGGCCCGAGAGGGGGUCCCGGAGAACCAGCAGAGGCUCAUCCACCAGGGCCGAGAGAUGUCACAGGACCAGAGUAAACUGUCCGACUACGGCGUCCAGGCGACGAGCACCAUCGACCUGUGUUUCCGCCUGAGAGGAGGUUGAGGACACUUGUGGUUCAUUUGUUUCCAGUUCGUUUUCUGAACAUUCCUCCAUUGGAUUUAAAUGAAACAUUUAACUUUGAAUUCCUCUUCUUUAUUAUUUAUUUGUAUUUUCUUUUGAAAACCCAUUGCAUUCCUCAAUGCUGUAUUCUGUAACAUCUCAGGCAGUUGUUUAGGCUUUAUUUGUUAUUGAGCAGUUCAAAUAUAUUAUUCAGACAGCAUUAUGAUUACUGGACACUGUUAAAAACUAAUAAAAGUGACUUUCAAUUAUCAAA